UGCUUACUCCACUCACUCUGGCAGAUGGAGAGAGGGAAGACGUAAUGGUUUGAUUCCCUAACGCUGGCAAUGGUCGUCGCUUUGACAUUACUCUGCAGAUCCCUCUAACAGGAGGAGAAAUGAAGGCAGGGGCUUCGUCCAUGUGGGCGUCAUGCUGCGGACUGCUGAACGAGGUGAUGGGCACAGGAACGGUGCGGGCACAACAACCAGGUUUCGGAGCAGGGGCGGGGCCCUUCCGCUUCGCCCCUAGCGCAGGGUAUUCCACCUACCCCCCCACAAGCUCAGGGAGCGCCGGGCAGCUGUGCAAGGCCUGCGGACUGGCCUUCUCUGUCUUCAGACGCAAGCACAUCUGUUGUGACUGCAAGAAGAGUUUCUGCGCCCUUUGCUCUGUGCUGCAGGAAAACCUUCGCUGCUGCACAACCUGCCACCUGCUGCGCGGCACGGCCUUCCAGCGGCCUCGCCUCAUGCAGCUGCGAGUUAAAGACCUGCGGCAGUACCUGCUGCUGCGCAACAUCCCCACCGAUACGUGUAGGGAGAAAGAGGACCUGGUGGACCUGGUGCUCUGCCACCAGGGGACACGGGGGACACGAGACACUCCUAGACCUGUGAUGGAGGAGGACGAGGAUGAUGAGGAGGAAGACGAGGAUGACGAAACGUGUGGCGAUGAGGAAGAAGAUGGGGGAGAAGACACAGACAGUCUGCACUCGCUCCCCCACUCGCGUGCGGCGUCGCCGCCCUCCGCUCCGCGCUCCGCCUCUGAACAGUCGGCCCUGUCUGCCUCUCAGGGGGAUGUGCUCAGCCCGAGUGACAGUUCAGGGACCCCCAGCCAGGAGCAUGAGGGUACCCCAACGGCAUCCCUUUUGAAUUUGGAGCCUACUGAAAACAUCUUAGAGGUCAGCCCGGCGACGCAGAGGAGAAUCAGGGCCUCGCUGUCUGAUUUGGACAAUGAAGAGGCCAUAGAGAACCUAUCCGUCCGCCAGCUGAAAGAGAUCCUGGCUAGGAACUUUGUCAAUUACUCUGGCUGCUGCGAGAAGUGGGAGCUGCUGGAUCGAGUGCAUCGGCUCUACAGGGAAAACGAGCAGAACAGGAAAUCCAUGGAAAACGUCAGCAUAACUGCAGUGGUCGCAUAUCCUCCAUCUCUUUGCAACAGUGGAGUUGGAGAUGGCGUCCGAGCUCAGCUGGCGGCGGACGAAAACCUUUGCCGCAUCUGCAUGGACGCCAUCAUUGACUGUGUGCUGCUUGAAUGUGGCCACAUGGUGACUUGCACCAAAUGCGGGAAGCGGAUGAGCGAGUGCCCCAUCUGCAGGCAGUACGUGGUGCGGGCAGUGCAUGUCUUCAAAUCCUAAACCUCCUGUUGAUGUUUGCUUGCAUUGGAGAGGCCCUGAUUUUUUUAACUGAGGAGGAACUGCCAUGUGCGCAACAUCUCAUUGGGGGAGGGGGGGAAGACGCUGAUGGGGCAGAAAUUACGAGACUGUUCUGACUAGGCUGUUCUCCCCCCCAUCUUACUGACUCGUCCCACCUGUCCUCCAGCUGCACCUGGUCUCCCAAUCUACACGGCAGACACCAUCACGACUCUCUGCUUUAAAUCCUUGCAGGAUACAAGAGGAGGUGGUCCUGCGGACGCUUUGAAAGGGCCCGUCUGGUAAUUGUGGUGAUAGAUUUCAGAUCCCAGGGUUAGAGUCGAUAUGGUUUACACGGUCAUGCCACAUGACACUCUGUGAUCUCCCUCAGUGUUCAUUAGGAUGUGCAAUAUUGGAGAAAAAAGGUCAGUGUGGGUGUUAUUAGAAAAACAUGAGCCGCUUCAUCUAUCACACACAGAGGGACGUGUGGGUGCCAAAAAAACAUGGAUGUUUUGGUUUAGAUCUCACAAUAUACAUCUCAUAACCAGCAAGCUUAGUUUAAUAGUUUACUUUCAUUCCUAUGAACAGCUUUAGAAACAAACUGUGUACACAUUACCCUGAUAGUGUGUGAAACAUGAUUCAUUCCCACAACAAAAAGAAAUAAAUACACCUUACACGCUUUAUCUGGACCACACUUCAGUCCCCUAUUUGUCAAAAAGAUGAUUUUAUUAUGUUUGCAACUAUUUUAGAGCACUAAGUAAUGUGUGGUUCUCUUGAUAAAUAAUUAAAUCAUUACACUAUGAGGUUAGAUCCUGCUGUAAUCUACUGUGCCUUGCAAAAAUCUUCAUAUCCCUGAAUCUUUUUUGUUGUUUUUAUUCUUAUGUAACCACAAACCUCAGUCUUUUCGAUUGGAUUUUAUUUGAGAGGCCAACAUAUACGUAGAGCAUCCAUAGAGUGGGGAAAAAGGAUCAAAGGAUCUGGAAGCUCUGGUUUAUUCAGGUAUGAGUUUUUUGUUGUUUUUUUUUAGGAAGAACGUAUGCAAAAGGAAAUUUGGGGAGGAAAACCUCAUCUUCCUAAACAUAUCAUCCCCAUAGUGAAACAUGAUGGUGGUAGCAUAAUGUAGGGAUGAUUAUUUUCUUCUGCAGCUAAAGGGAAGGUGACGAGAACAAGGUUGGAGCUACAUAGAGAAAAAAUUGAAAUAAAACAUUUCAGAAGCUGCAAUGGAGCAACGGAUUUACUCACAAGCAGCACAACAACCCUAAUCAUUCAGUCA
Molecule: messenger RNA, 2613 nt
Organism: Cyprinodon variegatus (sheepshead minnow)
Lineage: Eukaryota; Metazoa; Chordata; Actinopteri; Cyprinodontiformes; Cyprinodontidae
Gene: rnf34b
Product: E3 ubiquitin-protein ligase RNF34-like
Exons: 8
Coding region: 120-1346 (408 amino acids)
Biological process (GO): protein K48-linked ubiquitination; proteasome-mediated ubiquitin-dependent protein catabolic process; negative regulation of extrinsic apoptotic signaling pathway via death domain receptors
Cellular component (GO): cytoplasm; plasma membrane
Molecular function (GO): ubiquitin protein ligase activity
Source: RefSeq, a predicted model, not a curated record